Didymodactylos carnosus is the source of this 588-nucleotide messenger RNA. Lineage: Eukaryota; Metazoa; Rotifera; Eurotatoria; Philodinida; Philodinidae. The record is from the annotation of a GenBank genome assembly.
AUGGCAUCGCAAAAAAUAGUUUAUGAUUUAUUAAUCAGCGUAUUUUGUUCUUUUCUACUGAGUACGUGUUUAUUAUCCAUCUCAACAAGCAAUUGGAAUGUUACUACUCAUCCUAUCACAACAGACACUAACAAUGCUAUCAAAUGUCUUAGACUUCUAUCACCCGGUCAACAAACACUUAUCAAGUGGAUCAUAAAUACUAAAACAUCGAUUGAAAUUCGUACAGGACUGUUUCAAACUUGUUUUUCAAAAUUUUGUGCAAGUAGCCAAUUGUUCACUGAAUCAGCUAUUCCCAUACCAUCAAAACGAACGUUAACUCUAGCCGUCAUCGGUAUACUAUUACUCUUCAUUGGUACAUUGACAUCAUUUAUCAUGUUGUUCAGUUCGUGUAUGACUCCAAAUCAAACCUAUGCAUUAAUUCCAUUAAGUUUAUUUUUUUCUGGUGUUUCAAUGACACUUGUUUUAAUACAAACAAUUGAUACACUAAAUAUCAAUGGAUAUUCGGGUUAUAUUUAUAUUAUUGACACUGUUUUAUCUUAUGUACUAGCUGGUAUUGCAUUAGUUCAAAUGCAAUUAUUUUAUAUAUAA